Staurois parvus is the source of this 459-nucleotide messenger RNA. NCBI's taxonomy places the organism in Eukaryota, Metazoa, Chordata, Amphibia, Anura, Ranidae. The record is from the annotation of a GenBank genome assembly.
AUGUGUAGAAUGAAUGAGGAAACUCAGAAGCCAACUGUAUUAAGCUUGAGUAGAGAACACAAUCCCACACAGUAUGAAGAACGGAUGAGAAUACAAAAAGCAGGGGGAAACGUGAGAGAUGGUAGAGUUUUGGGUGUAUUGGAGGUUUCUCGCUCACUCGGAGAUGGACAGUUCAAACGUUGUGGUGUCAUAAACAUCCCGGAUGUGAAAAGGUGUCCUCUCACUGACAAUGACAGGUUUGUUUUGCUGGCCUGUGAUGGUCUUUUCAAAGCUUUCUCAGCAGAAGAAGCUGUAAACUUCAUCUUAAGCCAAGUGCAGGAUGAAAGUGCCCAGGCAGAAGAGGAUCCUGGAGACAUGGAUACCAGCUAUGAAUCUGCCUGCCAUCGCCUUGCUAAUGAAGCAGUGCGACGAGGUGCUGCCGACAAUGUAACCAUACUCAUUGUACAGAUUCAACAUUGA